Fomitiporia mediterranea MF3/22 is the source of this 528-nucleotide messenger RNA. RefSeq lists its product as uncharacterized. Lineage: Eukaryota; Fungi; Basidiomycota; Agaricomycetes; Hymenochaetales; Hymenochaetaceae. The record is from RefSeq and is a predicted model, not a curated record. The transcript has a single exon. The coding region runs from base 1 to 528 and encodes 175 amino acids.
AUGAUAGAGGCAGCAGAGUCACAGAAGUCAGUAAUUCUCAAUACACUAGAUGACAAACUCAACACAGUUUUGUGGGCUUACAAGAAAGUUGCAAAUAAGGUGUGCCCUGUACCCAGAGUGCUUCCAGAGGAGUUCUGCAUAGUCAGACAACAGCACCCUAAUCCUCUAGCCAGAAUGCCUAUAUUACCAACAAUACCACAGCCCUUUGUGCCUACCAGCCAACUUACAGAAGAACAGAUGCAAGCAAUUAGAGAAUUGCAAUCAGGAUUCCUAUGGCUGGAAGAAUGGAAACUUGUAGAAAACCUAUUAAUGCUACAGUCAGAAGUGUUUGUGUGGACAGAAGAGGAGCAAGGAACAUUGGACCCCACAUACUUCAAUCCUAUUCGAAUUCCAACUGUAGAGCAUGUACCAUGGGUAGAGAAAAGCAUUCCAAUUGCACACAGAAUUGAGAAGAGGGUGAUUGAGUUGUUGAAGGAGAAGUUGUAUAACAGAGUGAUAGAACUGUUGAAUUCCUCCUAUCAAUUGUGA